AUUGAGUGUUCCACAUUCAAGGCACACAAUUUUUCUUUCAUGUUUGAUAAAUCAACGGUCCAGAUUUAAUUCUCUUAAGGUGGGCCCUAUUUAUCUGAACCACACCCAAUUAGUCUCCCAACCUUUUUAUCCCAAUACAAACAAUACUCUCUCAUCUCUUGUUCAUUUCUAUCAGCAGCAGAUUCUGACCCGAUCAUAAUACCGACCCAUCAACGAUGACCCGACGGUGCUCUCAUUGCAGUCACAAUGGGCAUAACUCUAGGACAUGCCCGAACCGUGGAGUGAAGCUAUUUGGAGUCCGAUUGACUGAUGGGUCAAUCCGAAAAAGUGCUAGUAUGGGUAAUUUAUCACUUCAUCAAAACGGUGUCGUUGGGAAUACUUCUCCGGCUACAGGUGAUCAUACUCCUGAUCAUGUAAAUACUACUACUGAUGGUUAUGCUUCUGAGGAUUUUGUUCCUGGUAGUUCUUCUAGCCGUGAUCGUAAAAAAGGUGUUCCCUGGACAGAGGACGAGCAUAGGAUGUUUCUGCUGGGACUGCAAAAACUUGGGAAGGGUGAUUGGCGGGGAAUAGCACGUGAUUAUGUGAUAUCUAGGACACCAACUCAAGUCGCAAGUCAUGCUCAAAAAUAUUUCAUUCGGCUAAGCAAUGUGUCUAGAAGGAAAAGACGUUCUAGCUUGUUUGACAUUGUAGCUGAUGAGGGUGGCGAUACACCGAUGGCGACACAUGAUUUCCUCCCUGAGCAUCCAUUAGAUGCUGAAACACAGGACAAUAACCAUCCUUUACCUCCUGCUCCUGUGCUCGAUGAAGAAUGUGAGUCGAUGGCAUCUAGCAACUCAAACUUCAAUGAUCCGGAACCAGUUCUAUCUAAGCCAGAACCCGACCAAAGUAGUUCUUACCCGACCGAUACUUCCCAAAAUUAUUACCCUAUUGUAUACCCUGCUUAUGUUCCCCCUUUCUACCCUUAUCCCGUCCCAUAUUGGACCAGCUAUAAUUCUGAACCCAUCAAGGAGACCCAUGAGGUGGUUAAGCCUACUGCCGUUCUUUCAAAAAAGCCAAUCAACGUUGAUGAACUUGUUGGCAUGUCAAAAUUGAGCUUAGGGGAAACCAUCGGGAGUGGAGAACCCUCGAGUUUGUCGCUAAAAUUGCUGGAUGGUCCCUCAAGACAAUCUGCUUUUCAUGCUAAUCCCGCUCCCAGCAGUUCAGGUAUGAAUUCCGGUGGUAGUCCAAUCCAUGCAGUCUGAUGGCGAAAGUGUAGUUUAGUAUUGUUAGGUUUAGUUGAAACCGAGAUUGAGCUCUACAGUUCUAAUGUCAAUAUAAGAAUGUCGUCUGUGCAGUUUAAUUUCUUAGCAUCCGUUUUUUGUUCGUGGGACAAUCGGGUUGGUGGUAUGUUCUUCUAUAAUCUAUUCAUUUUAAGGGUUUGUGUGAACGAUAUCGGAUACAAAUAUUAACCAGAUUUCUUGAGGUUGGCUUCUGGGAAUCAUGGUAAAUUAUCUUUUUGAUUUAGCAGUGACAUAAAGAUCACUAGACUAUCAUUUGCAAACUGUCAGUAGGUUAUAUACUCCCAUCUUUUCUUGAUCAUUUUAAUGUGUGAUCUCUCUUGUUUUCGUUUACGAGUUUCUGAAAUUGUUGCAAACUAGAGUUGAGCAUUGUAGUCAUUGCAGUAAGAAAAUACGACUUAUUUUCAGGCGUAGGGAGAAAAACUUGGAGGAUUGUGAUAGAGCAUGUAACAUAUCAUGACUAUCAACCGUUAGUUUAACUUUUUAGUUGAAUUAGUUCUUGACAUUGACAUCAGAAGUCAUAAGUUUGAUUUUUAUCUACUCUCAUUUUCAAGGGAAUUAUUAGCGUUAAGUAUGAAAGAGUCUUAUGUUGUAUCCACACUUCUGAACCACAUGACAAUGUGUAAAGUGACGUGGUAAAGUAUAUAACAUAUUUUGAGGGUAUUAACCAUAUACUUAAGCAUUUGGUUGAGUUUUUUACUUGAUAUGGUAUCGAAAUAUAACGUGAUGAAAGGUCACGUGUUUGAAUCAUUCAUAUUCUAAAUCAAAGGAUUUUGAUGUAAGAGGACAUCAGAGUAUAUGAUAUGUAGAGUAUAUGAUAUGUAGAAGGGUUUCAAUUAUCAAUUUAACCUUUUUGUUGAUUUGAUUCCUCGUUGUUUCUGAGUUUAUCAUUAGUGAUUAUUAUAGUAGAACUUGGGCAAUUAAUAGGUAGAAUUAUUUUUUUUUUGAAACUAGACUUGGGGAAAAUCAUGUGUCAAAAAGAGUUUAUCGUUGUGAGUUAUUGCUUGCAAUUCUCGGAAAAAAUAUCAUGAGUUGACUCCGUGGGAGAUUCAAGAGUUGAAGUACAUAUAAAUAAGCUUUUAUUUAGAGCAAAGUUUGAAUGUGUAAAAUCCAAUUGGAGUUAUGUUUCCACCCCUAAGGUUGAACUAAUAUCCAACUAACAUAUUUUCCGUUUUUAUUGGCUAUACAAAACUCA
Amaranthus tricolor (Joseph's coat) is the source of this 2472-nucleotide messenger RNA. Its product is annotated as transcription factor MYBS3. Lineage: Eukaryota; Viridiplantae; Streptophyta; Magnoliopsida; Caryophyllales; Amaranthaceae. The record is from RefSeq and is a predicted model, not a curated record. The coding region runs from base 216 to 1241 and encodes 341 amino acids. Gene Ontology annotation, biological process: response to gibberellin; response to ethylene; response to auxin. The transcript has 3 exons. Gene Ontology annotation, molecular function: DNA binding.